UCCGGGGCGCCAUGGAGCGCGGCGCCGGGCCCGAGCGGGAGCUGCGCUGGCGGACUCUGGCCGCCCUGCGCUCCUCCAGCAAGGGCCAGCUCAGCUACCGCCGCCGCCGCUGGCUGCAGGAUGAGGAUAUCUUGGAAGGAUGCAUGUCUCCUCUUGUGCUGUCCCCUUACUCUGGCUGGGUCCUGGACAGAGUGGUCGGGCAACCAGCCCAAGAAAACACACCCUCCAGAAGUUCAACACCUAAAGAACCCACUCUCCUGACAAGUGGGUCUUCUUCUCUGGAGAAGGUUGCAUCUGGGAGCCACCAGGGCUCUUCACCACCUUCAUCUACAGAGCCAAGUGAAACAAAGGGAAAUGGUGACCCUGGUUUGCUGGAGGCAGAUCAAGAAGCUUCUCCAGCAAUUCUGCCUUCCAAAGUUACUGAGGUUGAGGGCUGCAUUCGGAUGUAUGAGGAGAUGCACAGGCUGAAAGGAAAGGAGGGGCUGCGGCGGCGGCAGGAGCAGCAGGAGCAGAUGGUGAGGGCUGUGUCCGACCUGGCCAGCGAGCAGCUGAAGCGCUUCGAUGAGCUGAAGGAGCUGAAGCAGCAUCAGGAGUUCCAGGAUUUGAAAGAAGUACUGGAGAAGAGCUCAAAGGAGGCUCAGGGACAGCAAGAGAAGCUGAAGGAAGAACAUCGACACAGAGCAAAGAUCCUGAACCUCAAGCUGCGCGAGGCGGAGCAGCAGCGGCAGCGGCAGGAAGAGCUGGAGCGGCUGCGCAAGGAGGAGGGCCAGGAGAGGCUGCGGCGCCUGUAUUCCAUCCAGGAGGAAGUGCUGCAGCUUAACCAGCAGAUUGAUCCCAAUUACAGGCACAAAGACUUGCCAAAAAUUGAUCUUUCUGCAUACAGUAAUCGUGGCAACCAGAUCUGUGGGCUGGUGUCCGGACUCAUCCGCACCACCAAUGAGAGAGGGUUCCCUGCCCCGGCAGACGUGGCCCAUGCGGAGCGAGCGCUGCAGGAGAUGCGGGCGCUGGUAGCCAGCAUGCAGCAAGAGAUUGCUGCAGCUGUGGAAGUGAAAAGGAGAGAUGAAAAAGAAGAGAGCCAGAAGCAGAAGGAGUUACUGGAAAAACAGAAGAUGAAGGCUCAGACUCCUGCUCCUGCACAGCAGUCAGGGGGAAAGCAGCAGAAGGAAGGACUUCAAGUUAAGGCAGAAGAAAGUAUCAUGCAGUGGUACCACCAGCUUCAAGAUGCUGCUGAGCAGUGUGUUGCUUCUUUCAGUGAAAUCAGCAACUGCAAAGACAACAAUGAGGUUAAGAAGAUAAAAACAGACCUGCAGAAAGCAGCUACCAUCCCUGUGAGCCAGAUCUCUAGUAGAUCAGGCUCUCAGCUGAGAGAGAUAUUUGACAAGAUUGAUAACCUGCUCUCUGGGAAGUCUGUGCAGACUGGAGGGAGAACUGUGUCAGUGACCCAGCAUCCACAGGGGCUGGAGUUUGUUCAUUACAAACUUGCAGAGAAAUUCGUGAAACAAGGAGGAGAAGAAGUAGCUGCUCACCGUGAUGCAGCUUUCACCAUUGCUGUGGUGGCCUCAGGCAUCUGGGAAUUACACCCUCGAGUUGGAGACCUCUUCUUAGCUCAUCUGCACAAGAAGUGCCCCUAUUCUGUGCCGUUUUACCCUGCAUUGAAAGAGGGGACUUCUGUGGAAGAGUACCAGAGGAUGCUUGGAUAUGAUGUUGAAGAUUCCAAGGUGGAAGAGCAAGAUCAUUUCCUUAAGCGGAUGUCGGGAAUGAUUUGUCUUUAUGCUGCUAUCAUUCAAGUCCAGUGGCCUCAUGGAAACAAACAAGGGAAACAUCCUCACGGGUUGAACUACGGGUGGCGUUGGCUUUCUCAGAUGUUGAACAUGGAGCCUCUGGCAGAUGUGACAGCUACCCUGCUGUUUUGCUUCCUGGAGGUGUGUGGCAAUGCUCUCCUGAAUCUGUAUAAGGCUCAGUUCUGGAAAAUGAUGGUAUUUAUCCAAGAAGACUAUAUUCCAAGAAUUGAAGCAAUUACCAGCUCUGGGCAGAUGGGCUCAUUAACACGUCUGAAGCAAUUCUUGGAGGAAUGUCUACAGCAGAAGAAAGUUCCAGCACCAAAGGGAGCCCUGAAGCCUUCCUUUUGGAAAUCAUAAAUCAGUUUAUAUUUCCUUUCCCCCUGGAUGCUUUCAGACCUGGUUUCCUGUUUACAUGUAAAGUCAAAUUUUGUAUAUAGAGGAAUGAGGAGAAAAUAUUCCAUCAACCUGUUAAUGUUUAAUUCAUCAAGAAUUAUGUUGGGCAGAACAAAACUUGUGUUUAAUGUAUUGCAAAUAAUGAGAAGAUAUUUUUGGCUUUGGAUUUUUAUAAGUUUUUGUAUAAUAAUUUAUGGGAAGUUGAAGACUUUUCCUUCAUGUGUUUCAACAUGCAGGAGAUGUUUUAAAUACAGUAUCCUGAGGACCUCUGGGCUUCAGAGGUUUAAGACUCUUGGACUGAAAAUUUGCACAGUGCUGUUGUGUUCUUGGAAGUGAAAAUACCUCACAGCUUUAUGAAGUCUUCACAGAGUCAUCAGAAACCUACACUAGAGCUUUAUUUUUAUACUUAUUUCAUCGGUCUUUUAUAGUUCAAUUUUAAUUAUGCUGACCUGUUUGCAUCUUGUUUGUCUCAACAACAUCUUAAAAUUACAGGCAUUUGGCCCAGCAGCAUUGACACUUCCCUCUGUUUGAGUGUAAGUUUGCUCCCAGGGGCUGUACUCUGGAUUUAAGAAGGGGACACUCACUGUUGGAAAAGGAUCUUAGUAACUUCAAGAAGGGAGAGCAGAGUUUCAGGAACUAACUACAAAAAUUCAGUGUCUAUUACCCAUCAGAUGGGUGGAAGCUAAUAAUCCUUUUCUUAAGGACAAAAAAAAAGAGGGGGGGGAAAUUAGCAAAAUGGUGCAUUAAUUCUAGCCCUUUUGCUGAUGUUCUGCCUCCACUUGAGGGGGAAAUGGUCUGCUGGGGUUACCUAAGGUGCAUUUUAUAAAGCCUCUUUUUAUUUAAAUUACUUUAGUCCUUAUCAAUGUUACAGAUUUUGUGUCAAGGACUGUAAGACUCCUGUAUCAGUGGUGGGUUAUUCUGAGAAUGGUUCAUUUGAGAAAUCUUUUUAAUUUAAUAUUAAAGGUUGAUUCUUAUUUUUCUUUGUAA
Apus apus (common swift) is the source of this 3161-nucleotide messenger RNA. It is a transcript of the gene GLE1, whose product is annotated as GLE1 RNA export mediator. Gene Ontology annotation, molecular function: phospholipid binding; inositol hexakisphosphate binding; translation initiation factor binding. Gene Ontology annotation, cellular component: nuclear pore cytoplasmic filaments; cytoplasm; nuclear pore. Lineage: Eukaryota; Metazoa; Chordata; Aves; Apodiformes; Apodidae. Gene Ontology annotation, biological process: regulation of translational initiation; regulation of translational termination; poly(A)+ mRNA export from nucleus. The record is from RefSeq and is a predicted model, not a curated record. The coding region runs from base 12 to 2138 and encodes 708 amino acids. The transcript is spliced from 16 exons.